Messenger RNA from Xylaria bambusicola, 2121 nucleotides. RefSeq lists its product as uncharacterized. Gene Ontology annotation, biological process: regulation of GTPase activity; signal transduction. Gene Ontology annotation, cellular component: cytoplasm. Bases 1 to 2121 code for a protein of 706 amino acids. The record is from RefSeq and is a predicted model, not a curated record. The transcript is spliced from 3 exons. NCBI's taxonomy places the organism in Eukaryota, Fungi, Ascomycota, Sordariomycetes, Xylariales, Xylariaceae.
AUGGGACGCAGGUCCGCACCUCAGCCGCUGGCUUUGGCUGAAGACGUUUCCUCAUCUGCUCUCAGCGAGGAAUCCAAGGGCCCGCUCCCCUCCACUGCCACUACCGCUGCCACGCUUGCUUCUCCCGAAUCCACUGCCCCGGGUAUCACAGACAGACCAAGCCCGAGCUCUUUAUUCGCCCCCGAUAACACUCUUCAAGUCCUGUCACCGAGUCUCUCGAACAAGUCGCCCAAAUCUCCUCGCUCUCCUUUCAGUAAAUUCAACCCGACUAGGAGGCCGCAAACCCGGCAAGGGGAGCCCCGGUCGCUCCCAGUCGAAGAAUCCCCGCCGCCGCUGCCCUUGCGCUCUGCCGACGAUACGCAUCUCCUUCGCAAGGAACCCAAUUAUUCUAACCAUAACCCACAGAACACACCCGCUGUAUCAUCUAUUAGUCAGUCUACGACGUCGCCCAAUUUGUCCCUGGUCCAAGGCCGCAACGAAGAGAAGCACACGAGGAGUGGUAGCCGGUUCUUCAACUUUGGGAAGGGCGCAAGGUCCAACAACCAACUUCAGCCACAUACCCACACUGCGAGCAAUAGUGAGGCUAUGUCGCGAGGCCUCGAUUUACCUAUAAUGGCAGAAAGAGUUCCGAGCAAAUCCUCCAAAAAUUCCGACCAAUCUUCUCCUGACUUAACGAUACAAAAACCUGCACCUGUUUUGGCAGCAAAAUCAGAUGUACCUCUACCAGCUACUAGUGAACAUGAGCCGGCAACGUUGAAAAAGAGCAAGCCGAAGCCAUUUACAUUAUUAGGUCGCAAUAGAUCAUUUAAAGAGCAGGAUGGUCAAAAUCUACAGCCUAAUGUUACAAUUCAAAUGACCGAACCGGAGAAAGCGGCACACUUCGAUGAGCACCCACCACUCAAGACGGCCCCAAUUAAUCCGGAGGCACAUGAUAGGUCUUUUAGAAAUAUGAUGAAUUCGUCCACGCGCAAUCAUUCGGCAGAUCGGGCCUUUCGUGAUACGUCAUCGCAUAAAGAAUAUCGCAAUGAUAAAGAAAAUAGGAGCCAGCCUCCUUCCAUCAAAGACAACGGCGCCUCUACAUUUUUCGGCGGACUCAGGAGUUCAGGUAGCCGAGCCGCCGACAUGAUCAGUAAGGGUUUAUUUGGAAAAGGUGGCCGCAGUGCCAGUACCUCUGAGAGGGAACCAGUGGUGGACGAUGAGCACUAUAUCCUCAAAGUUAUCAAUCUGCCACUAGUUGAGCAGACACGCAAGACUAGAAUCUCAAAGAGAUUGGAAGAAUCGCGAGACAAGACAGAAUUCUGGAUGCCCGCCUUUCCCUGGCGAGCCAUAGAUUAUCUCAACUUCAACGGCACUGAUGUGGAAGGUCUCUACCGCGUUCCUGGAAGUGGCCCGCAGAUUAAGAAGUGGCAGCGGAGAUUUGACGAAGAAUAUGACGUCGAUCUCUUCGCUCAAGAUGAUCUCUACGAUAUAAAUAUAAUUGGUUCUAUGCUGAAAGCCUGGCUUCGUGAGCUACCAGAUGAGCUCUUUCCGAAAGAAGCCCAGGAGCGUAUCUCCCGAAACUGUGCUGGCUCUGAAAAGGUGCCACAAAUGCUCAUUGACGAACUGUCGAAUCUUCCACCAUUCAAAUAUUACCUCCUUUUCGCUGUUACCUGCCAUCUCAGCCUGCUUUUAGCUCAUUCCGAUAAGAACAAAAUGGACUUCCGAAAUCUUUGCAUCUGUUUUCAGCCCUGUAUGAAGAUAGAUGCAUUUUGUUUCAAGUUUCUCGUUUGCGACUGGCGCCUCUGCUGGCAGGGCUGCAGGAACGAGGCCAAGUACAUUGAAGAAGAAUACAAACUGUUUCAACAGCCUUUGCCCCGAGGUCUUGCGGGGGGAAACGAAUCGCCUGACGAUCGCACUAUCUCCUCUUCCGAUGGCAGCAAAUGCUCAGUACAUACUACCGAAGUGCAUAAUGGAAAACCGAAGAAAAAGGCACUGGCCUCUAGCCAAUCGAGUGGAAAUCUGACAGCUGACUAUUCGUCGUCUUCGCCUAAUCAAUCCAUUGACCGAGAAGUUCCCUCACAGCAAACCCGGGAACUACGGCCAUUAUCUCCCAUCAAGCCGUUGUCACCAAUGAACUUCUAA